GCGAGGGAAAAUGGCUGCCGCCAAAGGGAGUUGGUGUGUGUGUGAGAUGCUGAGGUGAGGAGCCGGAAGACUGGGCUGGCAGGCGUUACCUGUGCGGUAGUGAUAGUCGCCGUCCAGUACAGCUAAAAUCUGCGGGGAAUGGCCUGCGUUGCCAUGAAUCUAGGAUAUUUUCUCAGGUUUUUUUAUUCAUUAUUCUUCCCUGGGCUCAUUGUGUGUGGAAUUUUAUGUGUAUAUUUGGCCAUUGCCCUUUGGGGGAUCAGACGGCUGCUACAGAGAAAGAAAAGGUUAAUGUCUGCCAGCAAAAAUGGGAAGAUUCAAAGGGUGAUAGCCUUUUUUCAUCCAUACUGCAAUGCUGGUGGAGGAGGAGAAAGAGUUUUAUGGUGUGCCUUGAGGGCCCUGCAGAAAAAGUAUCCUGAAGCAGUUUAUGUUGUUUAUACUGGUGACAUUAAUGUCAGUGGUCAACAGAUACUAGAAGGUGCUUUCAGAAGAUUUAACAUCAGAUUAAUCCACCCAGUGCAGUUUGUUUUCUUAAGGAAACGCUACCUUGUGGAAGACUCACACUACCCUCGCUUCACACUGCUGGGCCAAAGCCUAGGAUCCAUCUUCCUUGGUUGGGAAGCACUGAUGCAGUAUGUUCCUGAUGUUUACAUUGAUUCAAUGGGAUAUGCUUUCACACUCCCUUUGUUUAAGUACCUAGGGGGUUGCCGAGUCGGAAGCUAUGUUCAUUAUCCCACUAUCAGCACUGACAUGCUCUCUGUAGUGAAGAAUCGAAAUGCUAGGUUUAAUAACGCAGGCUUCAUAACCAGAAAUCCUUUUCUCAGCAAAGUAAAGCUCAUCUACUACUAUUUAUUUGCUUCUAUUUAUGGACUUGUUGGUUCAUGCAGUGAUGUUGUCAUGGUCAAUUCUUCUUGGACCUUAAACCAUAUUCUCUCACUGUGGAAGGUUGGGAAUUGCACAAGCAUUGUUUAUCCACCUUGUGAUGUACAGACAUUUCUGGACAUUCCUUUACAUGAGAAAAAGACGAAACCAGGACAUUUAUUAGUUUCCAUUGGCCAGUUCAGGCCUGAAAAGAAUCACCCUUUGCAGAUCAGAGCCUUUGCUAAAUUGCUAAAUAAGAAGGUGUCCGAGUCACCCUCACCUAGGCUUGUCCUUAUUGGAGGCUGUCGUAACAAAGAUGAUGAACUUAGAGUAAACCAACUGAGAAGACUAUGUGAAGACUUAAAAGUUCAAGAAGAUGUGGAAUUUAAAAUAAACAUUCCAUUUGAUGAGUUAAAGAAAUAUUUGUCUGAAGCAGUAAUUGGUCUGCAUACCAUGUGGAACGAGCACUUUGGGAUUGGAGUGGUGGAGUGUAUGGCAGCUGGUACAGUCAUCCUCGCACACAAUUCAGGGGGCCCAAAGCUUGACAUCGUCGUUCCUCACGAAGGAGAGAUAACUGGAUUUCUGGCUGAAAGUGAAGAAGACUAUGCCGAGACCAUGGCCCACAUCCUUUCCCUGUCAGCAGAGAAGAGACUGCAAAUCAGAAAAAAUGCUCGUGCGUCUGUAAGCAGAUUCUCUGAUCAGGAGUUUGAAGCAUCGUUCCUGUCAUCUGUGGAGAAGUUACUUGAGUAAUGCUGUGUCUCUGCAACUGAUUUUAUAUAGUAUCUGGAGCUAAGUGUGUCACGCGGUGAUAGAAUGGAUAGCUGGCAUCUGCAGGGCUCAGGGUUCAGUCCAUAGCACCAAAAAAUAAAAUGACUAGUCACCUUCAUAUGUAAAUAUUUCUCUAAACUCAUUCCCUAUUAUAAUAAAGUCAGUUUGAGCAGUGUUCUCAGCGAACCUGUAUGGACAAGGUAUUCACUGCAGUGGAAAAAUUCAAAAUUAUCUAAACGGAAAAGGUGGUCUUACAUAGCUUAUAUAAAAAUUUUAAUUAUUAUUUGGUCUCAAACACCAAAAAAUACCGAAUGAA
Octodon degus (degu) is the source of this 1942-nucleotide messenger RNA. RefSeq names its product ALG11, alpha-1,2-mannosyltransferase (gene Alg11). The record is from RefSeq and is a predicted model, not a curated record. The transcript has 4 exons. Gene Ontology annotation, molecular function: GDP-Man:Man(3)GlcNAc(2)-PP-Dol alpha-1,2-mannosyltransferase activity. Gene Ontology annotation, biological process: protein N-linked glycosylation. Gene Ontology annotation, cellular component: endoplasmic reticulum membrane. The coding region runs from base 139 to 1608 and encodes 489 amino acids. NCBI's taxonomy places the organism in Eukaryota, Metazoa, Chordata, Mammalia, Rodentia, Octodontidae.